Exserohilum turcica Et28A is the source of this 761-nucleotide messenger RNA. RefSeq lists its product as uncharacterized. Lineage: Eukaryota; Fungi; Ascomycota; Dothideomycetes; Pleosporales; Pleosporaceae. The coding region runs from base 34 to 459 and encodes 141 amino acids. The record is from RefSeq and is a predicted model, not a curated record. The transcript has 2 exons. Gene Ontology annotation, molecular function: oxidoreductase activity.
GUCGACCUUGCCAAUUGCUCCAUCACCGCCAAUAUGACGAUUUCCGUCCUGAUUUACUACACGCGUCGCCCCGAAGUAACACCGGAGUAUUUUCAGACCUACAUGGAGGAGAGCCAUGCGCCCCUGAUCAAGGAGGUCUUCACCGAGCAUUCGCCACUGUCAUUCACGAUGCGCUAUGUUACCCGAGUCAGCACUGGCAUGGGAGACCGACUGGGAGCAGUCACCUCGAGUACAACAAAAGCCGAUCCCAACAGUGCCGUUGUUCUUGUCGGCGAACCCGCUGACAUCACAUGGGACGCGCUGUGCGAAAUGCAGUUCCGCGAUGAGCUGCACAUCCAGCAGUGUCUUGCCGUCAUGAACGAACCCGCAGGACAGCGAAUCAAGGAUGACGAGGAGACGUUUGCACUGACCGAGAAGACGACUGCCUUAAUUGUGGGCGAAACAAAGGUUAUGGUUUAAACUGCAGUCGGUCGACGACUGGUGUCGAGCAAGCCCUGGCACAAUUCAUUGUAUAUGUUGGAUCGCUUUAGUGACAUGUCAAGAGAACAUGGGUUUGCAUGCGGGUAGGGACUCGGAAUCGGAUUUUGGGACGGCAUUGGGAAAAGGGAAUAGCAUGGCAAGGCUUGGGAGUUGUUGUAAUAAUACUACAAUAAUUAUUCGGUUAGCGGAGAGUCUCACGGCACAGAUCAAGUGCUCCUAUUGCCUCCUCCCGCUCUUUUUGGAAGAAAUCAGAGGACUCGGAGGUAUUAAUUCACUUUUUU